Messenger RNA from Protopterus annectens (West African lungfish), 1165 nucleotides. RefSeq lists its product as uncharacterized. NCBI's taxonomy places the organism in Eukaryota, Metazoa, Chordata, Ceratodontiformes, Protopteridae. The record is from RefSeq and is a predicted model, not a curated record. Bases 236 to 1165 code for a protein of 309 amino acids. The transcript is spliced from 5 exons.
CUCAUUUUCCACAGAAUUCAUUAACCCUCUUUUUCCGUAUCCUCCUCGAGCCGAAGUGACGGCUGUUCCUGGAAGUUAUGGAUUCUUGCAUCAUUUUAUAGCGUUUCCUCACAGGUCUGUUCCCUUCACCGGAGCAUUAACUUACUACAUCUACGUAGUUGGACGCUCGUUGCCACGACUUGACUUGUGUGUUGGCAUUAUUAAUUGUUGUCAAAGUGUUUGCUUCAAGAAACCCAUGGACCUCUUUAGUAAAAAGCAAAGGUUUUUAGAAUCGCCACCAAGGAAGGUCAAAGUGAAAAGACAGUCUUCCUGGCCUUGCUCCCCCAAGCCAUGUGAUCAAGUAGAUGGAAAGCAAACGCCACUGAAAAAUCUGCAUCAGGCAUCUCUCUUGGGACUUCUAAAAAUGUCCAAGUCAAAAAGAAUUGUAAAGGAGAGUAAGUGGUUUUCAAUGGAAGACUGUAGCAUGCAGCACUUAAAUCUGUCCUGUGAAAAAAAGACUGCCGGCAUGGAAUGGACCUCUGAAGGAGUGGCCAACUGUGAACACCUGCAACCCAUCUUAUCAAAAGACCCUUUUCACAAGAACCAGUGUGUAAAGGAAGCUGCUGAUCCACUGUCCGUAAGUACAGAUGACCUCCACUCUAGGACCGACCUGCAUUAUGGGCUGGAUGAUUGUCAGAAGAAUAUGAAUUGUUUGCCUAAGGAGCGUGAUUUUCUGAUUGAAGCACCAGUUUUACAAGAAACUUUCCAUUCUCUGGGCAGUAAUACACCUUCAGGGCAGACUAGUGCAUAUCCAGUAUCCUUGAAAUCUAGUGAAGAAAGCAUGAAAAAGAAGAGAAGAGAAUCCAAGUAUAUUGAGAAACAGCCGUUGUACCAAAAUUAUUGGGUGAAGAAUGCCAAAACCAAUUCAAAACCUGAAAAGGUCCCCUUUCGUUUAGAUGCCUCUCUGUCUAUUGCAGGCUUGGUCACCUCUUCAGUUUUCCAUUCCUCCUCUUCCCAUAUAUCUCCAAAGGAUUCCAGUUACUCCUUCUGGCAGGAUAUCCCUGAAGUGAAGAGCAGAGGGCUUUUGGACAAAAUUACUGUACAGCAACAUCUGUUACAAGAGGUAGUUAUCACUUUUUAUUAUCUUUUAAAAAUGGCUAUAGUUGAGUUUUAUGUGAAAGUAUGA